Molecule: messenger RNA, 1652 nt
Organism: Drosophila busckii
Lineage: Eukaryota; Metazoa; Arthropoda; Insecta; Diptera; Drosophilidae
Gene: Loxl2
Product: lysyl oxidase homolog 3B
Exons: 4
Coding region: 60-1553 (497 amino acids)
Biological process (GO): peptidyl-lysine oxidation
Cellular component (GO): membrane
Molecular function (GO): protein-lysine 6-oxidase activity; copper ion binding
Source: RefSeq, a predicted model, not a curated record
UUUGUGAACUUUGCUGUGCCAGUGUUCAGCUUCAGUUCUCGUGCGCACGUUGAAACGAAAUGUGGCGCUACUUGUUGCUAAUAAGCUGCUGCUGCCACUUGGCUGCGGCGGUGUUGCAUCAAACGUUGCAGGAUGCGCGACAGGAGCAGCAGCAGCUGGUGCGGCGCUAUAGCAAGACGCUGCAUAAGGAAGAGGGCGCUAUACGCCUGGUGGGUGGUGAUGCGGAAUAUGAGGGCAACGUUGAGGUGCUGCAUAAUCACAAAUGGGGCGCGGUGUGCGAUGAUGAGUGGGAUGCAUCGGAGGGCGAGAUUGUCUGUCGUCAGCUGGGAUUUCUGGGACUGCGACGUUACACACACAGCGGCUACUUUGGUCCUGCCAAGCGUCGCUAUUGGAUGGACAAUUUGUACUGCGAAGGUCACGAGCUGGAGCUCACCCAAUGCCACUUUGAGGGCUGGGGCAUCAACGACUGCGAGCCCAGCGAGGCAGCUGGCGUUAUAUGCUAUCCACCAGCGGAUCUAGUGCGUCCGCCCAUAGCUUACAGCGAUGCGCGUCUGCUGCCCAAGUAUCCCAUACAUCCCAGCUCGCGGCUUUAUGUGCGUCUGGCAGGCGGUCGCUACGCCAGCGAGGGACGCGUUGAGGUGCGUCUGAAUGGUCAGCGCUGGGGCAGCAUUUGCGCCGAUGGCUGGUCGCUGCUGGAGGCGAAUGUCGUCUGCCGUCAGCUGGAUUUGGGCUAUGCACGCGAAGCUUUUCAAACGGACUACUUUGGUGGCGCAAACGUUUCGCGUCCCAUGCUCAGCGGCAGCGAGUGCUAUGGCAAUGAAACUGAGCUGGCGGAUUGUCUGCAUCAUGAUCAUCUGCAGGGCAUUGUCAGCUGUCAUGGAAAUCGCCAGCAUGUGGCUGCUGUCAUUUGUGAUUAUCGCUCGCCGGAUUUGGUUGUGGACUUUUAUGAAAUCGAGCAAACAGCGCACUUGGAGGAUCGACCCAUGCUGCUGAUGCAGUGCGCCAUGGAGGAGAACUGUGUCUCCAAUGAGGCGUAUCAGAUACAGCGUGACGAUCCCAGCUGGCGCUAUCAGACGCGUCGCUUGCUCAAGUUCACUGCAGCUGCCAUCAAUGCGGGAAACGCCGACUUUCGACCCAUUAAGGAUAAAAGCCAGUGGGAGUGGCACAUGUGUCAUAUGCACUAUCAUAGCAUGGAGGUCUUUGCCACCUUUGACAUUUACGAUCAACAAGGACGAAAAGUGGCCCAAGGACACAAGGCAUCCUUUUGCCUGGAGGACAGCAACUGUCUGCCGGGAGUGCCCAAGAAAUACAACUGCGCCAACUACGGUGAUCAAGGCAUCUCAGUGAACUGCUCCGAUGUCUAUCUCUACAAUCUGGACUGCCAGUGGGUGGACAUAACGGAACUGCCAGCCGGCUCUUAUAUACUCAAAAUUGCCAUCAAUCCGGAGUUCAAAGUGGCCGAGAUGAGCUACGACAAUAAUGCCGCCAUAUGCGAUCUGUUUUAUAGCGAAAGUUAUGCGCGCGUUGACAACUGCCGUCUGUCCAGACCUUAGGAGCCGCAACGAAUUAUUCACUUUGACCGUGCCAAAUAUUAGUUUAAGCCAAGUGGGUUUUGUACUUUUUCUACCGUAAUAAAAACAUAAAUAAACUAA